Molecule: messenger RNA, 1446 nt
Organism: Marasmius oreades (fairy-ring Marasmius)
Lineage: Eukaryota; Fungi; Basidiomycota; Agaricomycetes; Agaricales; Marasmiaceae
Exons: 9
Coding region: 1-1446 (481 amino acids)
Biological process (GO): tRNA N1-guanine methylation; mitochondrial tRNA methylation
Cellular component (GO): mitochondrial matrix; cytoplasm
Source: RefSeq, a predicted model, not a curated record
AUGCAUCACGGAUUCCAGCUGGAUACGUCGGUUCCUGAUUAUAAUGGACCAUUAUCGCCGUUAGACAAAACCGCUUUCCGAAAAUCGAUCCCCGUUCUGGGGUUACGCGUUCCUGCCACUCAAACAGGCUCCAUAUUGAAGUCGGAAGUUGCGCGAAAGUAUCUGGUCGGGAUUCCCAAAGUCAGGCCUGUUGUCCCCGAUCCAUCAGCGCCAGACGACGAGACUCAGAGACUAGUAUUGCUAGGUUUGAAUCGAGAAGCCGACAUCCCUCAAGAGUUUCUGAAAUUUUUGAAAGCUAAAGGCGACGACUUCGACUUCGUACCGUAUGAACUGAUCUUGAACUAUGAUCACUGGACAGCAAGCGAGAUACUUCAAGCGAUAUUACCAAAGGAACUUCGUGAAGGAGCGCCGACAGGCUUUGCAGCUACUGGACAUAUAGCUCAUAUGAACCUCAACGAAGAAUACCUGCCUUACAAACAUGUCAUCGGACAGAUAUUCCUCGACAAAAACAAGUAUAUCAGGACCGUUGUCAACAAACUUGAUAACAUAGACACCCGAUUUCGAUUCUUUGAGAUGGAGAUCUUGGCGGGAGAACAGAACUUGGUCGUGGAACAUCACGAGGCAGAUUGUCGAUUCACGUUUGACUUCUCUCAAGUGUACUGGAACUCGAGGCUCCAUACUGAACACCAGCGAAUCGUGGACAUGCUGAAACCUGGGGAAGUCCUUGCGGAUGUAUUCGCCGGCGUGGGUCCAUUUGCACUUCCUGCUGCAAAGAAAGGAUGUGCAGUUCUCGCGAACGAUCUAAAUCCGAACAGCUUCAAGUACCUUACCCAGAACAUACAAGACAACGAGGUCACAGAGACAGUAAGGGCUUCUUGUGAAGAUGGGCGGGAUUUUAUUCGCGCUGUAUUCAGUAGGGUCGCUACAUCCCCUUUCCCUCCUUACAUGGGGCCUAAACCAAGCAAGACGAAGGCACGCAAAUUGGAAAAGGAAGCUAAGAAGUCCGGAUCAGCAAUGCCGCACGAUGACUGGCCGUCAACAAAACCUGUACUACCCCAAAGUCGAAACACUAUUGAUCAUUUUGUGAUGAAUUUGCCUGAUACCGCUAUUCAGUUUUUAGACGCUUUUCGGGGUGUGCUUGUUUCCCAUUCACUUCGACCGUUUUAUUAUAAAAUGCCAAUGAUACAUUGUCAUUGUUUCACGAGAGAAUUGCAACAAGACGAAGCGGUACAAGAUAUACAGAGGAGGGUGGGGGAAAAACUUGGACAUCCAAUAACAGAGGACGUUAGCAUAACAUUGGUUCGUUCCGUCGCUCCUGGGAAGGAUAUGUACUGUGUCAGCUUCAGGCUGCCGUCAGAGGUAGCGUAUUGUGUGGAGGCACCCGACGGCAGGAUUUCCAAAGCUAGGGAUACUUCUACUUUUGUCAGCGUAGACCAGCUUGAUUGA